Molecule: messenger RNA, 903 nt
Organism: Mesorhabditis belari
Lineage: Eukaryota; Metazoa; Nematoda; Chromadorea; Rhabditida; Rhabditidae
Source: the annotation of a GenBank genome assembly
AUGCAAAUAAAACAGAGGCCUUUUAUGGAGGAGGAGCUGAUUCGAAUUGAGGGUAAUUUAUUGAUUUUCGAUGAAGAAGUCGUCCUUCGGAGAGCGCUGAAUGCUUGGAAGAAAUGCGAUGAAAAGACUGUUUACAAUGAAAUCAUCGCGUUAACGAAUAAAAUCACGAAAAAUUACUUCGACGAGCAAAAAAAUGAGUUCAUUGCCCAUGUGGAGAAGAUCGAUGAAGAGAAAGUGGAGAAAAUCGUGGGAAUCAUUUUCGAGAGAGCAAUGGAGGAACCCGAGUUUUGCAAGCUUUAUGUGCAGCUGUGUCAGGCACAGAUCUCGGCUGAUCAUCAAAAAGCAGAGACUUCGAAAUUCGCCGAGAUUCUCAUCACGAAAACCCAGCGACUCUUCGAUUUUCUUUUUGGAGAGGAUUCGAAAAAUGAGAUCAAUGGGCCCACUCAAAUCGAGAUUCUGUUAAAAGAAAAGGAAAAAAUGGAGCAAUCAUUGAAGAGCUCGAGAUCACGGGAAUCUAGCGCCUCGCUUGCCGAGAUCGAAGUGAAAUUGAAAUGGAAACAAAAUGGGUUCAUUAAUCUCAUCGGUCAGCUGUACUUGGCGAAAAUCGUGAACCCGAGAAUCGUGAACUAUUGUUUGAAGAAAAUGAUGCAACAAUUGAAAAAGCCGACGGAGGAUGAAGAAAUCGAUUGGCGACAAGAGAAAGUUGAGAUGUCGAUUCUUGGCUUUUGCUCUCUUCUCCAACUUGUCGCCGAAGAUUUGGUCAAAAAUUCGACAACAAACGAGAUUGAGACUUUGCGAUUUUUGCUCGAUUUCUUGUAUGAGAAUCGUCAGCGCACCGUCAACCGGAUACGGUUUUCCAUUAUGGACACUCACGAGACUACUGCCCCAAUGCUUUCUAGGAUC